CAGUAUUGUUGUACUGGAGAGUAUGCGUAUCUGAAUACUUGCAAGCCUACCCUAUUUGCGUAUCUUUUUAAGGCUAUCUGCCCCAAGGCUUACAGUUAUGCUUUCGAUGAUUCGUCCACUCCAGUGUCAACAAGUGCAGGGCUUCACGCUACGUGA
Linum tenue is the source of this 156-nucleotide messenger RNA. The record is from the annotation of a GenBank genome assembly. NCBI's taxonomy places the organism in Eukaryota, Viridiplantae, Streptophyta, Magnoliopsida, Malpighiales, Linaceae.